Striga asiatica is the source of this 2798-nucleotide messenger RNA. The record is from the annotation of a GenBank genome assembly. Lineage: Eukaryota; Viridiplantae; Streptophyta; Magnoliopsida; Lamiales; Orobanchaceae.
ACCAGUCAAAGGGCAAAGCAGACAAUUUAUAUAAACUCAUCCGCCAACCAUAUUCCAGAUUAAAUCUCCGCCGUCCAUAAAGUCACUCAUCAUCUGUUCAAAUUCCACGCCAAUCAAAACUGUCACCAGUUAUCGGCAAAAUGAGUACCAGCGGCGGCGCCGUGGAGACGGUGGCGGUGGCGGUGAAGAGCGCCGACGGGAGAGGAAGCCGGCGGGCGGUGAGGUGGGCGGUCGAGAACCUGAUCGACAAAGUCGAUCGCCUUGUUUUGGUUCAUGUCAUGCCCGUCAUCACUUCCGUUCCCACUCCGUGUGGUAGCAUCUCCCUCAAGGAGCUUGAUGCAAGUGUAGCGGAAAUGUAUAUUCGAGAUAUGAUGCAAAAAUGUGAAGAAGAUCUUUUGACUUUUAAGCAUAUAUAUAGUACAGAAAAGAUGGAGACGCUGUUACUGGAAGGAGACAAUCCUGGCUAUGCUCUUCUAAGGAAACCCAAUUAUGAGGUGCCAUCAGUUGUUCUCAAACAUGCUCCUGAUACAUGCAACGUCUAUGUGAUCUCUAUUGAUAAGCUUGUGUCUAAUUCAUCGAACCCUAUGUUAAGAACUGGUACAGAUAUUGGUUCUCGUGCAUGUAGUAGACAAACAUCAGCGCUUUCUUCUGCACCUGCAGACUCCAUAUACCAUGACUGCCUCUCAGGCGCUAAUCGACCAAAGUCUCAUGCAUCAACGUCUAGUUUCUCUUCUUUUUAUUCACAUGAUCUUCAAGAAAACUCCCCUCAAGCCUCAGAAGAUAGUUUCUCAGAUAUACCCAGGAACAAAAGAUUUCCAUUCAUUUCUUCGUCCUGCUCAGAGCAGUCAGAAAUUCAGGCUGAAAUAGAACAACUGCGUCUAGAGCUGGAGAACACCCUGACCAUGUAUAAUCGAGCUCGCCAAGACUUAGUCCGUGCACAAAACAAGGUCCUGUUGCUUUCUUCUGAAUGCACUCAAGAAGCACAGAGAGCAACUGCUGCACGGAAAAGGGAGCAGGAUCUAAGGAAAAUUGCUGCUCUGGAGAAAGAGAAAUACCUGGAAGUCGAGAAGGAGGUUGAGACUGCAAAAGCACUUCUAGCGAAAGAGUCAUAUGAAAGGCAGAUGGCUGAACUGAAAGCCCGUCAAGAGUCGCUCGAAAAGAAGAGAAUUGCUGAUGCAUUAUUAUCUUGUGAUCAGAGGUACCGAAGGUACACGAGAGAUGAUAUACACAUGGCGACUGGCUUUUUUGCUGAGGAUAUUGUGAUUGGUGAAGGAGGAUAUGGUAAAGUUUACAAGUGCAGCCUUGAUCACACCUUAGUCGCUGUGAAAGUUCUUCGUCCUGAUACGUCCGCUGGCAAGGAGGAAUUUCUGAAAGAGAUAGAAGUUCUCAGCCAGUUGCGCCAUCCCCACAUAGUCCUACUCAUCGGGGCCUGUCCCGAACUCGGCUGCAUCGUGUACGAAUACAUGGAAAACGGAAGUCUCGAAGAUCACAUUCUUAAACGAAACAACAGACCUCCUCUCCCCUGGCCCGUCAGAUUCCGCAUUGCCUUCGAAAUAGCCUGUGGCCUCGCCUUUCUCCACCACGCGAAGCCUGAACCCAUUGUCCACCGCGACCUAAAGCCCGGAAACAUUUUACUCGACAGGCAUCUCGUCAGCAAAAUCGGGGACGUGGGCCUGGCGAAAAUAAUUUCCAAUGUCGUCCCUGACAAUAUAACGGAAUAUCGAGACUCUGUUGUGGCCGGUACCCUUUUCUACAUAGACCCUGAGUACCAUAGGACAGGUACCCUCCGCCCGAAAUCUGAUCUCUACUCUUUGGGAGUGAUAAUUUUGCAGCUGUUGGCCGCUCGUCAUCCCAAGGGGCUUAUAGGAAGAUUCGAGAAUGCUGUUAAGAAUGGUACGUUUGCGGAUGUUCUUGAUAAGUCGGUUUCUGAUUGGCCACUGGCCGAAGCACAAGAACUGGCACUUGUUGCACUCGGGUGCUGCAAACUCAGGUGUAGAGAUCGACCAGACCUUGAUAUGGAGGUUUUGCCGGUUUUGAAAAGGCUUGCUGAAUUUUCUGGUUCUAGUGGCUCGAGUGAGAGGGAUCACAGACGGGCUCCUAAACACUAUUACUGCCCAAUCCUUCAGGAAAUAAUGGAUAAUCCUUAUGUAGCCGCUGAUGGUUUCACGUACGAGCAUGAUGCGAUAAAAGCGUGGGUCGACAGACACAGUGUAUCUCCUGUGACGAAACAGAAACUGCCACAUAAGAUGCUAACUCCCAAUCAUACUCUGCUUUCUGCUAUUCAAGACUGGAAAAAGAGCGCAACGUCAUCAAGGGCAUGAAUGGGACAAAAGCUAUUGCACAUGAAAGAUAUUGGUAUGAUAGACACACACACACACACACAAUCACAUAUGUGUAUAUAUAUAUAUAUAUAUGUUCUUGAAGUUGCUAGAAUCUAUACCUUGUUUCUGUAGCUGCCAUAUAUUAGAGAAUUAUGUAUAGUCAGACAUUAAGCAUCUUAGGUUGCACAUACCCAUGGAACGUAGGUGACCAUAUUCGUCUUGUUGUAAGUUUACAUAUUUGGCAAUGUUCUUCUCUACUGCAGAGAGCACAUUGUUCUAAAUUUGUUUAAUAAUUCUUGAUCAGGAUCUUCUUUAUUAGGAUUUCAGUACUUACAGGUAUAAAAUAUACAGUUUCUUAUUUAUUAUUUCAUAUAUAUUAUUCUUUAGUUCUGGCAUAUAUAUUGCACCCUCUUGCUCUCUCCAGAAUUGGUUCAAGGUAUAUAUAUUAACUAGUCCAUGGCCGGUGCAUGUAAACAA